CCCUCCCUCCCUCCCAGGACCCACACGAUGAGCAAGAGGAAGAGCGGUGGGGUCUCGUACGUGAAGCCCGCGGAGCCGGCCUUCCUCAGGCGGUUUAAACAGGAGGUUGGGUUCAAAGAGGGGCCUACGGUGGAAACCAAGAGGCAACAACUCCCAGAAGACAAUGACAGUGGACAGAGUGAUGGAGACGAUGAACAGCCGCAGGUGGUAGUUAUCAAACAGGGUGACCUGACAGCUGAAGAAGCUGCAAAAGCCAAACUCGCAGAAAGCUCAAACAAGAAAUCUGAGGAGCCAGAGCCUGAGGAUGGGAAGAUUGUGUUUAGAAAACCAGCAAAGCGUUCUUCAGAGGACAAGUUUACAGGUCUGACCGCCACUUCUAGUAAAAAGAAGAAAGAAGAACAGAAAGAGUGGACAGACUCCAAAGAUUCAGAGAGCAGACCAAAACAAGUCAAAAACAGCAGUUUGCUCUCCUUUGGAGAUGAUGAAGAUGAUGACUAGAGCAGGAGGUACUAUAUUCACUUUGGGCCCGUCAGUAAGAGCUCUGGUAACAUUGUUCCCCUAUGCAUUUUAUAUGAACUCAAUUCAACAAUCCAGGCAACAUGUAUCAUUAGCUUGGCAUGAAAUCUCCAUAUAAUGGUUUGACCCAAUAUAUAAGAUUCAUGGUAAUCGUAUCGUGGUAUCUUUCCACAAUCUUGUUGUCAUUUGGGGUAUUGUGGUACAGUAAAAAAACUUGGGUACAUUUAAAGAAAAUGGGUUCAAGCAAACUGGUAAUUUCAGAGAAAAUAUAUACCUUUUCAUUUUCUGAGCAUCCCCUUAUACUGCUCGUUUUAAGUGAUUUAUAAUAAGCAGCGUGUCCUGCAUUCUAUUAUAUCUUGGUUCAUUAUGGAAGAAAAUAAACUGGUAACAUGGGCCUUGGAUAAUAAGUCUCUAUUUUAGCCUUUCCAGAGGGCUCUUACUAGUGACUCCCAUUUGUAAUAUAGUGCAGAAAUUGUGAUUCCAGGUGGGAAUGUCUAGGAUAAACUUAUAAGGAGUCUGGAAAUGUAUUUACACAAAAAUGAAGCUGCAUCUAUUUGUGCUUUUAUCCGUAUCAAGUUUAACUGUUGACUUGUUUUGCAUAUUUUGUCCAGUUGUUGCAUGUUAACAUUAAAGUACUUACUGAUUGUGAACAAUGUACGCUGUGUUUUAUAUUUGUGGAAGAUUGUCUUGUAUGAACUGUAGCUUCCUUUCAAUAAAAUAGAUUCCCUCAGA
This is a messenger RNA of Callorhinchus milii (elephant shark), 1248 nucleotides long. Its product is annotated as KIAA1143 ortholog. The coding region runs from base 28 to 498 and encodes 156 amino acids. The record is from RefSeq and is a predicted model, not a curated record. The transcript is spliced from 3 exons. Lineage: Eukaryota; Metazoa; Chordata; Chondrichthyes; Chimaeriformes; Callorhinchidae.